AUAGUGAGAUUUUACAAAUGAUUUUCAGCAGCAUUCACUCAUAUCGAUGUGUAUAAAUACUGCGAUGCGGCGGCGGGGCUCAGUCACACUUCUGCGGGGUAGAGAUGACGAGACUGAUCGGUCUGCAAAUGUUCUCGCUGCUGGUCUUCAACGACCACCUGUCCGCCGCCGCCGCCGCCGGGGGGCGCUCCAGGUGCUUCAGCGCGGAGCAGGUGGACCGGAGGAGGCACCCGGGCAGACCGGGACUCGCGGUCGACCUGCAGGACGCGCGGACGUGCGCGCAGACGGCCGCGGACACGCGCGGAGACCUGAGCAACCGCUCCCUGUCCCCGUGGAGGUACAGGCUCAACGAGGAAGACGACCGGAUCCCUCACCAGAUCCUCUUCGCCGAGUGCCUCUGCAGCGGCUGCAUCAUCAACCGGCACGAGGACCUGAGCUACAACUCCGUGCCCGUGUUCGCGCCGCUGGCGGUCCUGAGGACGUCUCCGUGCCCGCGAGACCCCAACAAGUUCACGGUGAACAAGGCCGUCGUCAGCGUGCCGGUGGGCUGCACGUGCGCCGCGCCCAAGUACAUCCUGAAAUGACGCGUGAGGGGGUUUUCAUUAGUCACGGUUGUUUAGCACAGUUUUUAUGUUCGUCUGUUGGAAAUGUGCAGUACAAGUACCUCAAAAUACCGCUCGAGUGCGGUACUCGAGUAAGUGUGCGGCCCGUUCUCUGCACCGGCGCCUCGAACGCGGACGUUUUGGGUCACGGAGCUGCAAGCCGAGGCCCUGUAGCGUCGGUUUUAGACCCUGUAGCGUCGGUAUUAGACCGUGUAGCGUCGGUUUUAGACCCUGUAGCGUCGGUAUUAGACCCUGUAGCGUCGGUUUUAGACCCUGUAGCGUCGGUUUUAGACCCUGUAGCGUCGGUAUUAGACCGUGUAGCGUCGGUAUUAGACCCUGUAGUGUCGGUAUUAGACCGUGUAGCGUCGGUAUUAGACCCUGUAGCGUCGGUAUUAGACCCUGUAGCGUCGGUUUUAGACCCUGUAGCGUUGGUAUUAGACCCUGUAGCGUCGGUAUUAGACCGUGUAGCGUCGGUAUUAGACCCUGUAGCGUCGGUAUUAGACCCUGUAGCGUCGGUAUUAGACCGUGUAGCGUCGGUAUUAGACCCUGUAGCGUCGGUAUUAGACCCUGUAGCGUCGGUAUUAGACCGUGUAGCGUCGGUAUUAGACCCUGUAGCGUCGGUAUUAGACCGUGUAGCGUCGGUAUUAGACCCUGUAGCGUCGGUUUUAGACCGUGUAGCGUCGGUUUUAGACCGUGUAGCGUCGGUUUUAGACGGCAGGUACGUGAUUGUUAGCGGGCGACCAGCCUCGGGUUCUUCAUCGGUCGCGGAAGAAAAAAAAAACAAGAUGGAGGACGCUCGCCCUCGUAGUUUACGUAUCGACGAGCUCGCCGACGUGACCGCUGGAGCGCGGAGGCACGCGGCCUCCGACAGGGUGUCUGUCCUGUCUGACAUUUUAAAAGCUCAGGACAGACAGAAAGAAAACAAGCUCCUUCUCCAUUUUUCUACAGUGGGAGAUUCUCUCUCUUUGGUGGGAACAAUUGGGAAAAAAAAAAAAAACAGAACGGCGAAUUUGGCAAAUUUACGACGCGCGUAAAAAAAAUCCAGGAGGGCGCUAGCUGUUCCCACCUGUUUCCACUCUUUAUGCUAAGAUAAGCUAAACGUCAGGAGAGUGAACGCGCAUAUUUCUCAAAAGGUCGAGCUAUUCCUUUAGAACGGGACACACGUUACUUAAAGACUUUAAUACUUUAUUUUUUUAGACACUGUUACGUGCUGUUUAAUAUUUGACGUACGCCUCAUUAGGAGAAAUGUGAGGAUUGACGAAUUAUUAAGUAUGAGUAUAUAUUACAUAUUACUGUGAUCGAAUGUGACGUCGUCUUUGUUUUCUGUGAAUGUCGCCCUCUGCUGGACUGAAUGUGUAACACCUCUCUGGAGGUUAAAAUUUAAAAACGUUUAUCUACUCGUUAAAGUAAAUAGUUUUUCCACCUUAAGGACAUUAAGGUGUUGAGUCAUGUGACACCCCUCUUCACCGGUCUAGUGAAUAGUUGAAGGCACAAAGAAGCCUCAUCGUCCCCACCAGGAAAUAAAAGGUUUUCUCUGGG
Molecule: messenger RNA, 2141 nt
Organism: Cyclopterus lumpus (lumpfish)
Lineage: Eukaryota; Metazoa; Chordata; Actinopteri; Perciformes; Cyclopteridae
Product: interleukin-17C-like
Exons: 3
Coding region: 105-584 (159 amino acids)
Biological process (GO): inflammatory response
Cellular component (GO): extracellular region
Molecular function (GO): cytokine activity
Source: RefSeq, a predicted model, not a curated record